Drosophila willistoni is the source of this 2273-nucleotide messenger RNA. RefSeq names its product tyramine beta-hydroxylase (gene Tbh). The record is from RefSeq and is a predicted model, not a curated record. The transcript has 7 exons. Gene Ontology annotation, cellular component: secretory granule membrane. Gene Ontology annotation, molecular function: copper ion binding; dopamine beta-monooxygenase activity. Bases 167 to 2200 code for a protein of 677 amino acids. Lineage: Eukaryota; Metazoa; Arthropoda; Insecta; Diptera; Drosophilidae. Gene Ontology annotation, biological process: norepinephrine biosynthetic process; dopamine catabolic process; octopamine biosynthetic process.
CAACUGACAGGAACUGCAGCAGCAGCAGCAGCGUUAAACGAUUAGCACUCGAAAACAGUUUUUUAAAAAAUACACACAGCGAGAGAGAAAGAGGGAGAGAAAACAUCGAAGUGAAUAAGAGAAGAAUAACACAGAGUUUGGAAAAACAAAAAAAGGACAGCAAAAAAUGGCACUGCAAUUGAGCAGUUGUCGUCCUCGUCCUCGUUGUCGUCGUCUUCAUCAAGCAGACAUUUGGAAGCAGGAUGCUACUGAAACCAAAAUACAACAUUAUCAACAACAUCUUCAGCAACAAUCACAUUCACAGCCGAAGAAGCAUCAGCAUCAGCAGCAACAGAAACAGAAACAGAAGCAACAUCAAGAGCAAAAACAAAAACAGUCACCGCAGCUGCUGCCAUUCAUGUUGCUCCUUGUGAUGUUGACACUGCUGACGCGACCAUUGAGUGCAUUUUCGAAUCGUCUAUCAGAUACAAAACUUCAUGAGAUCUAUCUGGAUGAUAAGGAGAUAAAACUUAGCUGGAUGGUCGAUUGGUAUAAACAGGAGGUACUUUUCCAUUUGCAAAAUGCAUUCAAUGAGCAGCAUCGUUGGUUCUAUUUGGGUUUCUCGAAACGUGGCAGCCUCACGGAUGCGGACAUUUGUUUCUUUGAGAAUCAGAAUGGUUUCUUCAAUGUGGUAACUGACACAUAUACCAGUCCCGAUGGUCUUUGGGUGCGUAAGGACUAUCAGCAAGAUUGCGAGGUCUUUAAAAUGGAUGAAUUUACUUUGGCAUUUAAACGCAAAUUCGAUACAUGUGAUCCACUUGAUUUACGUUUGCACGAGGGCACCAUGUAUGUGGUUUGGGCACGUGGUGAAACCGAAUUAUCGUUGGAGGAUCAUCAUCAGUUUGCGAUGCCAAAUAUAAGUUCGCCCCAUGAAGCCGGCAUGAAAAUGAUGCAAUUAUUGCGUGCUGAUAAAAUACUUAUACCCGAGACAGAUCUGUCUACCAUUGAUAUCACUUUGAAACAGGCACCCGUUCCAGCUAUUGAGACCACCUAUUGGUGUCAUGUGCAACGGCUUGACCAGAUCAUCAAGCAUCGCCAUCACAUUGUGCAAUUCGAGCCUAUAAUUAAAAAUCCGCACAUUGUCCAUCACAUGGAGGUAUUUCACUGUGAAACCGAUGAGCACGACGAAAUUCCUCUUUACAAUGGUGAUUGCGAUCAAAUGCCACCCAAGGCUAAAGUCUGCUCCAAGGUAAUGGUCUUGUGGGCCAUGGGUGCCAGCACAUUUACAUAUCCGCCAGAGGCUGGCCUUCCAGUGGGUGGUCCAGGCUACAAUCCCUAUGUAAGGCUCGAGGUGCACUUUAACAAUGUAGAGAUGCAGGCAGGCCUUGUGGAUAAUUCCGGCUUUCGCAUCAAAAUAUCGAAAACUUUGCGUCAAUAUGAUGCAGCUGUUAUGGAAUUGGGCCUAGAGUAUACUGAUAAAAUGGCCAUACCACCUGGCCAACAGGCAUUUCCUCUUAGCGGUUAUUGUGUGGCCGAUUGUACACGGGCAGGCUUACCAAGCAAUGGCAUAAUUAUCUUUGGCUCCCAAUUGCAUACGCAUUUGCGUGGACUCCGUGUCCUUACGAGACAUUUUCGCGGUGAACAGGAACUUCGAGAAGUAAAUCGUGAUGAUUACUAUUCGCAUCAUUUCCAAGAGAUGCGUACAUUGCAUUAUAAGCCACAUGUGAUGCCGGGUGAUGCAUUGGUUACCACUUGCUAUUACAAUACCUCGGCCGAUAAGAGUGCAGCUCUUGGCGGAUUCGCCAUCAGCGAUGAAAUGUGCGUUAACUAUAUCCAUUAUUAUCCAGCGACAAAACUUGAGGUAUGCAAAAGUUCUGUAUCAGAGGAGACGCUCGAGAAUUACUUCAUCUAUAUGAAACGCAAGGAGCAUCAGCGUGGCAUCCAUUUGAAUGGGGCACGUUCAGCAAAUUAUCGUAGCAUCGAAUGGAGCCAGCCACGCGUCGAUCAACUGUACACAAUGUACAUACAGGAGCCGCUUAGUGUGCAAUGCAACAAAUCGGAUGGUUCACGCUUCGAGGGACACAAUUGGGAGGGUGUCGCCGCGACGCCUGUUCAAAUCAAAAUGCCCAUACAUCGUAAGCUCUGCCCCAACUAUAAUCCGUUGUGGCUGAAACCGCUGGAGAAGGGUGAAUGCGAUUUACUGGGCGAGUGCAUCUACUAGAAUGACACAAACCAGACAAAAGGACAGGGAGACACACAGAGAGAGAGAGAGAGAGAGAGAAUGAAAAUGAAAA